CAACAAAGAGCAUUCUAUCGGUCCCUAGAGAGAGCGAUCGGCUCGGCUACAAUGUCAAACUGACCAGUAUGGGACAGACCCAGGACAAAGUAGAAGGAGGAGAACAGGACCUUGGUGAAGGAUUGGGGGGGAGGCUGUGCCCUGACUCUGGAGGCAGUCAUACAGGUGAUGUCAUGGAGUUGAGAAAGUGUGAGGAGGAGGCCGCUAACACAGAGGAAACUUCAGUGGAGCCAGACACUCCAGAUCUGGCUGGGAGCCCCAGCCAGGAGCCAACACCACCUUCUAGUGAGAAGCACAUAAAUUUGCGGGUGAGUCCAUUUGCUGCAAGGGAAGUGAAACGAGGAGGGGCAGCAAAGGAGGGAAAAGGAGGAGGAGGAGGAGGCAGGACCACUUUUGUGGUUUCACAGGAGACAGGCACGAACCAAAAGAGUAGUAAGAGGACUGAGGAAAGAGCCCAAGCAAACGAGCUAUUAAGUCACAUAGAGGCUAGCAAGACUGGUGAGGAGCUUCAAACAUCCUCCAAGAUCAAGAUGGAGUACCGGGGUGAGGGAGUCAUCCCACAUGAGGUGAUCCAAGGGGAGACUUCACAUAAUCAGCAAGGCCUUGUUGUUACCUCACAGGAUUCAAAGUCUUUUGACAGCAAUGAAGAGGGUUCUGUAAUGAUGAAGAUCAGCAAAUGUGGAGCUCAUUCAAGAGGAGGAACAGUGAGCAGCUUGAGUGAGAGGAAGAAACCACCUCCAGCUCAACCCCAACAUCCUUUGAAAAACAGCCUGCAGAAAGAGUCUCUGUUAGACAAGAGUGAUGCCAUUCACUACAGACCUCCAAAAGAGAGAACGGAGAAUAAUGCAAAAGAGGAAACAUGUGAAGUGAAGCCUGCUUUAAAUGACUACUCCUCAGUAAAACCAAAGGUCACUGAUGCUCAUGAUCAAAGGAAGUCAGCGAGGCCUUAUCUGCAAAUGAACACAACUGAAACAGCCACAAAGGAAAAGAUAGAAUCAGAUUUGCCAUCAAAUCCAGUGUCAUCCAUUGAACCCACCUCUAUUUUGGAGAAGCUACUGAAGAGAAAUAAAAAAGGGGCACCCUCAGCUAUUUUUAAAAUUGAAGAGGCUGGCAUAGACAACAAUAACAAGACAGUUGUUUCUAUGGAGUAUAACACAAAGAGGAUCCUUGACAGAACAGCGAUAGAACAUGACAUAAAGGGGGUUUUACCCUCCUCAGCAGGUUCACAAAAACAAGCACCUACAGCAAACCUAGCAGCAAAAGGUCUCCAUGUUAGGGACAUGGACAUGAGACAGACAGACACUGGUGACAAUGUGGCCUCAGAUGGACUUUGUUUCCAGCUUGGAGUGAUUGAAAAUACGAUGUGUGAGGGUGCACUCACAAAAUCAUAUUAUUCCAAAGCUGACUGUCAGAGUUCAGCGAAGAACAUCAGUUCAGCAGAUGAUCCAGUCAAGGAAAAGAUAAAGAUAAAGUCAAAUAUAAGCCCCUCUAAAUCCCCGUCUUCAGACAACUCGCAGUCAAGUUCACAUGAAAGAACAUCAUGUGAGGUUAGUAAUGUGAUUGCUGAAGAAUCUACACCUUCCUCAGUGUCUGGUGCAAAGUCUCCACCCAUAAAAAGUGAUACACAAAUUGCAGACUCAUGCAGUUUCCUUACUGCUGAGAAGACAGACACCGGUACUUUAACAACACCUCUACAAAUAAAAAGUGACAGAGAGAUCACAGCUGAUCCACAGUUAUUUGGCUCUGAGAGGGCAGAUUCUGUAAAGAGAAUGAAGGUGAAGGCCUCCAGUGAAGACACUGCUGCACCAGCUAUGGAUGCUGGCUCAAUUUUAGUUGCAGGUGGGACAGUUAUCUCAGAGGAAAGCCACCAGGUCACAGCCAGCAUGAAGCAGAAGCAUCACAUGACAUUUACUACAAAUAAUAUAAUCGAUAAAAAGGAUGAACUGGAUAAAAAACAUGGCAAAGAGAGAGAUGACAGUGUGUUGAAAAGAGAUACACCCCAGAGCACUCCUAGAUCCAGGCCUGUCUCAGAACUCAUAAAAGAGACAAUUCAACUGCAUGAAAAACUGCAGCACCAGGACCGACCAAGGCCAGCUGAAGUCAGGUCUGAGGAGCAGGGCCAGUCUGUGAAGGUGGCACAGAUGAAGGCGGCUUUCGACUCAACCCAGAAAUACCCAGACAAGGCAACUGAGAGGAAGCCAUCAGUGAGAAAAGGUAAGGGCUUUCAAAUCUGUUGA
This is a messenger RNA of Monopterus albus (swamp eel), 2237 nucleotides long. RefSeq lists its product as uncharacterized. Bases 69 to 2237 code for a protein of 722 amino acids. The record is from RefSeq and is a predicted model, not a curated record. The transcript is spliced from 3 exons. Lineage: Eukaryota; Metazoa; Chordata; Actinopteri; Synbranchiformes; Synbranchidae.